Penicillium cinerascens is the source of this 498-nucleotide messenger RNA. RefSeq lists its product as uncharacterized. Lineage: Eukaryota; Fungi; Ascomycota; Eurotiomycetes; Eurotiales; Aspergillaceae. The transcript has a single exon. The coding region runs from base 1 to 498 and encodes 165 amino acids. The record is from RefSeq and is a predicted model, not a curated record.
AUGACGCCCGAGGGAGCUGAAGGCGAGGCCGGCCUCCACGAUUCAACCAACGACACAACAAGGACCAUUUCCGACUCUACCUUUUUCAGGGAGCAUCGGGCGUCUACGCUCCCUAACCCGGCCGAGGUGAGAGCCAUCAACGAGGGGUCAGGCAACAUCCGUGGUACAAGAUUCAACCGACCCCCGCCUGUCAAGUUUCCAUCGUUGGGGCUGAUUGUCAAAUAUGGAGCCGACACAACCGUUACAGAGGCAGAGACCCAACAUAUGGUAUACAAGCAGUUGAAAGGCAAAGUACCAGUUCCUGAGGUGUUUGGGUGGACCGAAAACGGUGGCCAAGUAUUUAUCUACAUGUCUUUGAUAAGGGGCGAAACCUUGGAGCAAGGAUGGGGUGCUUUGAACGAUGAGGAGAGAAACGCUGUCUGUAAAGAGCUCAACGGCAUGGUCAAGGCCUGGAGAUCGUUAGAGAAGCCCGACCAAGUCCUUUACGUGGGCAAGUGA